AGUUUUAUAUCUGCAAAAAAAAAAAAAAAAAAAAAAAAAACUGAAUCUUGGGUUUUAUUGAAAAAUGAUGAAGAAAUCAUGGGUUUGUACUUUGAUUACUCAAUUUUGUUUAUGUUUGUCUCUUUUUCUUGUUCUUAACUUGUGUCAAAAUCAGAAGCCAAUGAUAAGGAAUGGAAAUGUGAAUGAUCUUCCCAUGGAUAUAUAUUUUAUAAGUGUUACAGGGGGUAUUAGAACUCUUGAAGAGCAGACCCUUCUUCUCAAACAGGUGGAGAAGGUAGCAAAAAAGUUCAAUGCAAGAUUCGUUAUCAACAUAAGCGAACUUGGGGAAGAUGAUCCUCUUAUGCAAAAUGCUACUUGGCGUUUUCCUUCCGUGAAGAUCCCCUGGUACUCUACUCGAGCUCUCGAAGGACAAGGGGUGAAUCACUACCUUAAACAAUUCAAAUUUGCACAUGGAAGCUUAGAUAUUAUAGUUGUAGAUACAGGAUUAUAUGAGGUUGCUUCAAAUGGUGCUGGAGAUAGUCAGUCACAAUGGCUGAUAGACACACUUGAAAACAGUGAAAGCAAAUGGUGCAUUGCUGUUGGAUUUCAUCCAUUGGUAGUUUGCGAAGAAGAUGCUCCUCAAACAAAACUAAAACACAAAUUCCAGUCUUUACAUGGCCUAUUUCUGAAGUAUGGUGUGGAUGCAUAUAUCAGUGCCCCUGUUUGUGCUGACAAUGUUGAGGAAAGACAUAUUGCAAAAUCCAAAACUAGUAUUGGCAGAUAUAAAGGACCUUUGCUGACUAAAGUGAAUCAGAACUUGCCUUGCUCUAUGGGAAGAGUAGAUGGAUUCCUACUUCACAAAGCCAGUGCUUUAGAGAUUGUUUCCUAUUUAGUCACCUUGGAAGGUGAUGUUGUGCAGAAAUUUUUUCUCCAUCAAAGAGGCAAAGAUGUUAUGUAGAUAUUCCUAAAGCUUCAAACAUCAUUUAGGGGAGCCAUUUGCUUCAGAUCGCCUUUUUUCGUUCUAGUUGUCGUCGUGGAAAAGAAUGAAAGAAGAUCAUAGAUUUAAUUAAAUAUUAGUGAAGAAUCGUAAUUCUCGUCUUCGUUCUCUUUUUUUUUUCCCUUUGCAGAGUAAGGGAAAAUGAAUUACGAAAGAAGCAGAUUCAGUACUGUGCUCAAGUUUGAACUAAUAGAUUCAACGUUUAUACUCAAGUUGAAAUUCACAUCUUUUGUACGAUACUGAUGUUCAUUUUGAAUAUCACUGGAUCCUUUCCAAAUUUUAUUGAGAUGUUUAUGCUAAUAGAGCGAAUGUGUUAUUCUAUAUUAUCGCACAUUGUAUUGUACUUUGAUUAAUUUCUUCACAAAAAUAGAUUUGGACAAGAAAUAAUUAAAAGAAA
This is a messenger RNA of Solanum lycopersicum (tomato), 1373 nucleotides long. RefSeq lists its product as uncharacterized. The record is from RefSeq and is a predicted model, not a curated record. NCBI's taxonomy places the organism in Eukaryota, Viridiplantae, Streptophyta, Magnoliopsida, Solanales, Solanaceae.